GGGAUAAGCGUGUGCGUACCCGGUGGGUGGAGCUAAAGGGGGUGUGAAAGAAAUGACCACAAAUGUCCAAUUUCGGCAGUUUGCAUGACGUUUGUUGUAGCUAUGAAAUUCUCGCGUGGCUAAUGUUCGGGGAAUAUAUUCCGAUUUGAUUUAUAGUCCAUCCGCGUUUGGCAAGGAAGCUCGCAACGGCUCAGUGUUGGCAAUUUAUCAUCUUUCUCUUCUUUGAACUUUUCCACUUUCUCUAGCUAAAUUAGGUUGUUAAUAUAUGUAGCAAACAUCUCUUUCUUUUCGCUUAAUAAUGCAGGUAUGCAUUUAACUGGCUAUAUCGUUUUGUAGUAUGCAUGAAAAUGCAUCUUACUGACCAUGUUUUGGUUUGAUUGUCAGCUAGCUAACAUGAUGCAUGUUAUUUAGCUAGCCUAGCAGAAGCAGGGAUUUGACUGCGUACCCUGUCCUGUCAGCUAGCUAGUUGUCUUUCUAGUGCGCUUGGCAUUCCAUAGUACACAUUGGAAAAAAUAGCACCAACAUGUAUGCAAGUCGCAAGAGGAAAAAGCCCCAGAGAAGUGUGAAGCCACCUCCAGAAGGAGCCAAAUCAAACCCUUCCAAGAGGCACCGGGAACGCCUGAAUGGGGAGUUGGACAGGCUGGCCAGUCUGCUUCCUUACCCCCAGGAUGUCAUCUCCAAGCUGGACAAACUGACCAUCCUCAGGCUUUGUGUCAGCUACCUGCGUGCCAAGAGCUUCUUCAAUGUGACCCUACAAUCCACAGCCUCCCAGCGCCCAGAGAGUAAUGUUCUGAAGAAGAAAGAACUUCACGUUCCAGAGGGAGAGCUCUUACUACAGGUGUUGAAUGGCUUUGUUCUGGUUAUCACGGCUGGUGGCACAAUCUUCUAUGCAUCCUCCACCAUCCAGGACUACCUGGGCUUUCACCAGUCAGACGUCGUCCAUCAGAGUGUUUAUGACGUCAUUCAUAUGGAGGACCGAGCAGAGUUACAGAGACAGCUCCACUGGGCCCUGAACACCCCUAACACCGGACAGCUGGUCUCAGAUUCAGCCUCGCCACAGGCUGUCACAGCCUACAAGCCAGAGGCACUCCCACCAGAGAAUUCCACCUUCCUGGAACGCAACUUUGUCUGCAGGUUAAGAUGUCUCCUGGACAACUCCACUGGCUUCCUAGCCCUGAACAUCCAGGGGCGUCUAAAGUUCCUCCAUGGCCAGAGCGAUAGGACAAAGGAGGGCAAGGCCAUCCCGCCUCAGCUGGCUCUGUUCGCCCUGGCCUCUCCCUUACAGCCCCCCACCAUCCUGGAGAUCCGCACCAAGAACUUCAUCUUCAAGACCAAGCACAAGCUGGACUUCACCCCCAUUGCCUGCGACGCCAAAGGGAAGAUGGUGCUGGGUUACACUGAGGCUGAGCUGUGCAACCAUGGCUCAGGAUACCAGUUCAUCCAUGCUGCUGACAUGCUGCACUGUGCUGAGAACCACAUGAGGAUGAUAAAGACCGGAGAGAGUGGGAUGACAGUAUUCAGGCUGCUGACCAAGCUGACAGGCUGGGUGUGGGUGCAGGCUAACGCCAGACUGGUCUACAAGAACGGACGGCCUCAGUGUAUCAUCGCAUCCCAAAGAGUCCUCACUGAUGAAGAGGGAGAGGACAACCUAAGGAAGCGGAGCCUCCAGCUGCCUUUCAGUUACACCACUGGGGAGGCUCUUCUCUACAACACCAGCUUCCCCAAGACUCUGGUAACAGGGGACUCCUUAGCAGGCGACACCACCAGCCCUGCAGGAAAUAUCACCAACAACAACCAGGAUGGAACCCUGGACCCUGACUCACUGCUGGGCUCUCUGCUGAAACAGGACAAGUCCAUCUACUGCUGCUCCCCUCACACUCAGAACGAGCUCCAACUCCCUCUCCAACUCCAGGAGGAGGUGGCAGGGGUUCCACAGGGGGAUUGUGGGGGCAUCUUCUCCAGCAGCUGGCAGGAGGGCAGCAUCCGCUCUCUGUCGGAGAGUGUCCUCUUCAAGCAGGAGCCGUUGGGGGUCGGGGGUGGCGGGGGGAUGGACGGCUUCUCAUCGGAGGACAGAGACAGGGAUUUGUGGAGCUUCAUGAUGAACCUGGGCAUCAGUAGGGAGGAUCUGGAGCUGUUCCAGCAGGAUGAGAUGUUCCUUGAUGUGGAUCUGGACACUGGCCGAGACGACCUCCUUCCUGACCUGACAGACGAGAUUCUCUCCUACGUACAGGAGUCUCUGAGGAAGAGGUCGGACUGGGGUCAGACUGUAUUCUCUUGCAGGGGGGCUAAGUUAGGGGAACAGGACUAUAGCUGCCCUACCACGCUGUUACACCAACCAUCUAUGGAACAAUCACAAACCCCACAUCUACAUUCUACUACAGUUCCGUUACACCAACCAUCAACCUCACGACCACAUUCUUCUACAGUGCCUCAGUGUCAGUCACAGAUACAGCCACCACAGCUGCCUGUAGUCCAUCCCCUAUCAGUUCACCACUAUCGGCCUCCUCCCCACUACCCACAGCAGCCAAUACCGCAGCAGUGUUUACACACACAGCCCCACCCACAGGCAACACAGCAGCAGCAACAGAGCCAUCUAAAUGGACAGGUAUUGCCAAACCAACAGCAGCAGCAGCUGUGUAACAGACUGAAGCACAUGCAGGUGACUGGGACGGGUUCAAUAACACAAAGACAGAACGACAUCACCAAGCAGCAGCAGCAGAUUCCUCCAUUGUUCAAUGUGGAGCAGCCAGGGGGGCUCCAGACUCACCACGGCCACCCCCAGCAUGGGCACCUCUGCCUGGGGGAAGCUUCCCUGGGCCUCCCCUACAGGAACCAGCUGAACACUUUGUCUGUUAGCAGCUCUUCAGUGCUCUCCUCCUAUGUACCCACCACGGGCCUCCAGAGCCAGGGGGUGGACGGAGACCUCAUGCCCCAGAAUUUUGAGGAGUUGCUGGGCAGCCUGGAGUCCAGUGGUCCCCGAGGGACAGAGGAUGGUAGGGGAGCGCUCCAGUGGAGUGUGGUGGAGGCCCUGGGUGUGUUCCAGCAGCAGAGGCACCUCCCUGACGGCCUGGCUCAGUCUCAGGCCACCAGCCAGGGCUGCGCUCAGCAUGCCUAUCCCCUGGCUAUGGGGCUCAGCCAGGUCAAUAGAGCAGAGUGGCCAUUCACCACACAGUUCCAGAACGGGAGCCUGAAGGAGGCUGGUCCAGCCCCUGGCCCUGUACCCAACCCUGGGUCCUCCAGGGGGGCAGACCAUGGACAUGCAGCAGCGAAGCAGCCAAUUCACCAGCCCCCUCCUCCCUCUGCUGACCUCCCUCUGAGUGGAUUUAUGUGAGACUGAAGGCCCUCCUCCCUGGAGGCUCCAGAGCCAGACAUUCCAAGGCCAGCCAGCUGCCCCGGUCCCCCGGAGGGAGCAGAGCCCUGACUGACGACAGCGCCACACAACAGAGGCUAGAGGGAUAAGGAUCCUCCUGUCUGGCACCCAGCUGCACAUGGCUCCCCUGCGACCACUGACUGUUUCCCAAAUCGGCCCUUGUCAAAAGUAGUGCACUAUAUAGGGGAUAGGGUGCAAUUUGGGCUGCUGUCUUAAACAGGAACCAGGGCAUGUCUGGGAGUAUGGAGGACUUGGACUGGAGGGGUCCCGUGUGGAUCAUUUUGUUAGAGCUUGGCACUUGCAACGCCGGGGUUGUGGGUUUGAUUCCCAUGGGGGACCAGUAUGAAAAUGUAUGCACUCACAACUAUAAGUCGCUCUGGAUCAGAGCAUUUGCUAAAAUAAUCGAAUGUAAAAGUGAGAUUCAGAUCCAGAGAGACGUGUCUGAACGUCAGACAGCAGGCAGAGGGACAGUCCGAGACAGAGAGAUUGUGACAGACAGACGGAGGGAGACCAGAGGAAGUGGAUAAUCAAUCAAAUUUAUUUAUAUAGCCCUUCUUACAUCAGCUGAU
Molecule: messenger RNA, 3939 nt
Organism: Oncorhynchus mykiss (rainbow trout)
Lineage: Eukaryota; Metazoa; Chordata; Actinopteri; Salmoniformes; Salmonidae
Source: RefSeq, a predicted model, not a curated record